GAGCAAUGAAAACAACAUGACAGUGAUGAUACACUCGUGUGGCACAUGUUGACAGCAUUUUGGACUGUGAACAUUCAGUAGACAAUUCGUGUGAUGACGGACGUAGUCAAUUGGUCCUGUGAGGACGUCGAAUAUUGGCUGCAGGCAAACAACUUCACACGCUACAGACAACUGUUGUGCGAAGAACACAAGAUCGAUGGUUUGGCGCUGUUGUCUCUCACAGAAGAUGACCUGAGACGGCCUCCCCUCAACAUCCCAGUACUGGGUGACGUCAAACGACUUGUCAUCAAGAUCAACAUUCUUCAUCAGGAAAACCAGGCUGAGCUCCGCAGUUUUGUACAUCUCAAUGGCUCAGUUGGUGACAACCGCAGCAACAUCUACACCCCUCCUCGUCUCAACAUCAGCAACAACAACAGUGACUGGGAAUAUGCCCAGAGUGCCAUGGGUAGUCCGAAUCUUCGAGGGAGAUGCUCCCAGAGCCUUGACCCUGAGAUCUGGAAGACUGUUCUGAGUUUUGUGUAUGUGUUUUCGGUGACUCUCUUGACAUCGUUUGUGAUGGUGGUAGUGCAUGACAGAGUCCCUGACAUGCAGAAGUUUCCACCUUUACCAGACUUCUUCCUGGAUAAUAUGCCGUACGUGUCAUGGGCGUUUGAAGCCUGCGAGUUGGUUGGAUUAACUCUGUCUUUGAUGUGGUGUUCAAUCCUGUUCUUCCACAAACACAGAUUCAUCUUGAUGAGGAGGAUGUUUUCAUUGGCUGGUACAAUCUUCCUACUGCGAUGUAUUACAAUGUUCAUCACCUCCCUGUCUGUACCUGGAACACACCUUCAAUGUAGUGGCAAGACUUACGGCAGCUUCUGGACAAAGCUGGAGAGGGCUUUUGAGAUCUGGAAGGGAUGUGGUAUGACCCUGCAGGGAGUCCGGACCUGCGGAGACUAUAUGUUCAGUGGACACACGGCCAUCAUAACUCUACUUAACUUUUUCAUCACUGAAUACACACCCCAACAGAAGGCCUACCUUCUUCACAUGUUGUCAUGGGUAUUGAACGUCUUCGGGAUAUUCUUCAUCUUGGCCGCCCAUGAGCACUACUCCAUCGACGUGUUCAUCUCCUUCUACCUCAGCUCCAGGCUGUUCAUGUACUACCACACCCUCGCCAACAACCGCUCCCUCAUGCAGCAGGACGCAGACCGCACCCGAGUCUGGUUCCCCAUGUUUGCAUUCUUUGAGUCCAAGUGCGACGGAGUGGUGCCCAACCAAUACGAGUGGCCAUUACCUAGUCCUUUCAGGGUCUUUCAGUAUUUUCAGAACAAAUUGAAAGUGUCUUGAUACUUUUCUCAAAAUUGCUAGAUGUUUACAAGAGAGGUUCUGUUAUCAACAAGAAAGAUAACAUUAAGAUUUAUAAAAGUUUCCAACAAAAGUAUAGUGUAUAUUAGUUGGGUUUAAUACUUAACUUUACUUUUUUAUACACCAGUCCAAGUAGACUUAUACAGAGACACAUCUGAAGUUUUUGGGGAAGGGGUAGUUUUACGUAUUUUUCCUAGCCAUGACAUAGUAAAUUAUUUUUAAAAGGUACCAAUUUCAAGACAGGUUUGUGAAACAUUCAUUCCAUGUCAAAUUUUGACACCGUUGCAAUCUUGAUAUUUAUUCUAAUUACUAACAGCUGGUCACAUGCGCUAUUUAUUCAUCCAUACAAAUGUAAUAAGAAAUUGUCAUGAAAAGUCAUUCCCAAGGAGUAAGAUUCUGUGUCAUAUCAUGUAAGAAAGUAAUGAUACGUCGACCAUAUCAUGACAUAUGCAUGGCAACACCCCUGUCUGCUAUCACACACUCAUCUUUGAUAGACUGCCUCCGUGGUGUAGUGGUUAGAGCGUCCGCUCGGAGAGUGGAAAGUCACGGGUUCGAUCCACGACCAUGUCAUACCAAAAGACG
Messenger RNA from Haliotis rubra (blacklip abalone), 1923 nucleotides. RefSeq names its product sphingomyelin synthase-related protein 1-like. Lineage: Eukaryota; Metazoa; Mollusca; Gastropoda; Lepetellida; Haliotidae. Gene Ontology annotation, molecular function: protein binding; ceramide cholinephosphotransferase activity; sphingomyelin synthase activity. The record is from RefSeq and is a predicted model, not a curated record. Gene Ontology annotation, biological process: ceramide biosynthetic process. Gene Ontology annotation, cellular component: Golgi membrane; endoplasmic reticulum membrane.